Messenger RNA from Indicator indicator, 3505 nucleotides. RefSeq names its product phospholipase A2 group VI (gene PLA2G6). The coding region runs from base 1 to 2415 and encodes 804 amino acids. The record is from RefSeq and is a predicted model, not a curated record. Gene Ontology annotation, molecular function: protein binding. NCBI's taxonomy places the organism in Eukaryota, Metazoa, Chordata, Aves, Piciformes, Indicatoridae. The transcript has 16 exons. Gene Ontology annotation, cellular component: mitochondrion. Gene Ontology annotation, biological process: positive regulation of ceramide biosynthetic process; cardiolipin acyl-chain remodeling.
AUGCAGUUCUUUGGCCGGUUGGUGAAUACAAUCAACAGCGUCACCCAAAUAUUUACAAACCCAUACCGGGUGAAGGAGGUGCCAGCUGCAGAGUAUGCUGCUCACACCUGUCUGAAGAAAGAUGGCAGGGUGGUCCUGUAUAAGAACAGCCUCACUCGCUCAUGGGAUUGUCUGCUGGUGAAUCCCCAGAGCCCACAGGUCGCUUUCCGGCUCUUCCAGCUCGACAAUGAAGCAGAUGCUCUGGCACAUUUUGAGCAGUAUGCUGGGCAGCUGCGCCCUUUCUAUGAGAGCUCGCGCCAGCCCCUGUCACUGGAGGAUCUCCAACAACUCAGUGACUGCCUCCGCAACCACCCCAGCUGGACCCCAGCACACGUUGCAGUGGAGAUCGGCCAUCGGGAGAGCUUCCGGCACAACCAUGUUCUGAGCUGCGUGAACAGCACAGAAAGUGAGAAUGGCUGCACCCCAAUGCACCUGGCAUGCCGCAAGGGAGACAUGGAGUGCCUGCUGGAGCUGCUGGAGUGCCACGCGCGGGUGGACACCACUGACAGGAACGGGGAGACCGUGUUCCACUAUGCUGUGCGAGGGAACAGCCCCCACAUCAUUGAGCUCCUGGGCAGAACCCCAACUACUGGCUUGGAUCACUUGAACCAUGAAGGGCUGUCUGCUCUGCAUCUUGCUUGUCAGCUGGGCAAAGAGGACAUGGUUCGUUCUCUGCUGAAAUGUGGUGCCAGGUGCAGCAUCAUGGGGACAUUGGGCUACCCCAUUCACACAGCACUGAAGUUCUCUCAGAAAGGGUGUGCCCAGGCCAUCCUCGAGGUGGAUGCCAGCCAGGUUCGCUCCAAAGACCCACGCUACGAAGCCACUCCACUGCACUGGGCGAAGAAGGCAGAGAUGACACGGCUGCUGCUUGAGUAUGGCUCUGAAGUGAAUGUAACCAGCAGGACGGCUGACAUGGCUCUGCACAUUGCUGUCAAGAGGGGGCGCUUUGACUGCGCCAUGGUGCUGCUGACAUACGGGGCCCGCACCAACGCCAGAGGUCAGGAUGGCAACACACCCCUGCAUCUGGCCAUGAAGCAUGACCACCUGGAUAUGAUCAAAGCAAUCAUCGUGUUUGGAGGAGAUGUUGAGAUCCCCAAUGAUUUUGGCGAGACAGCAGGGCUGUUGGCAGCCAGGACCAGCAAAGGUGCGAACCGGAAAGUGCUCUUAGACCUGCUGCAAACUGUAGGGACUGAACGCUGCCACCCACCCAACCCUGACUCCCCAAGCCUGGCACCAUCUGCCGCCUCCUUCCUGGAAGGCCAACCUUCCUCUCGGAGCAGCUUCAACGGCUUAGGAUACCAGGACCUCCUGUAUGUUUCUACAACGCUUGGACAGUUGUUGAAGGCACCAGAUGUUGUGGACUCUCCCACUGAGGGCAGAAGAACUCAUGACCGCCUCCUGUGCCUGGAUGGAGGAGGCAUCCGGGGCCUGGUGCUCAUCCAGCUCCUCCUGGCUAUCGAGAAAGCUGCAGGCCGUCCCAUUCGGGAGAUUUUCGACUGGAUUGCAGGGACCAGCACUGGAGGCAUCUUGGCCUUGGCUAUUGUACAUGGGAAGUCCAUGGACUACAUGCGCUGCCUGUACUUCCGCAUGAAGGACAUGGUGUUCCGGGGCUCUCGGCCCUACGAGUCAGAGCCCCUGGAUGAGUUCUUGAAGAAAGAAUUUGGGGAAAACACCAAAAUGACAGAUGUCAAAAAACCCAAGGUUAUGGUGACAGGGACAUUGUGCGACCGGCAGCCGGCUGAGCUCCACCUUUUCCGAAACUACCCUGUACCAGAGACAAAAAUCUCCACUGAGUACAAGACAAGUGCAUCUUUCAAACCACUCACUCACCCAGAAGACCAGCUGGUGUGGCGCGCUGCCCGCUGCAGCGGUGCAGCUCCCACUUACUUCCGGCCGAUAGGUCGCUUCCUGGAUGGUGGGCUGCUGGCCAACAACCCCACCCUCGAUGCCAUGGCAGAGAUCCAUGAAUACAACAAGACUUUGAUCAAGAAGGGUCAGAGGCAGGAAGUAAGAAGAUUGGGACUGGUGGUGUCCUUGGGAACUGGGAAGCCUCCGCAGGUCCCAGUGAGCUCUGUGGAUGUUUUCCGCCCCUCCAACCCUUGGGAGCUGGCGAAGACUGUCUUUGGGGCCAGAGAGCUUGGCAAGAUGGUGGUGGAUUGUUGCACUGACGCAGAUGGCCCAGCUGUGGAGCGUGCCAGGGCCUGGUGCGAGAUGAUGGACGUCCCCUAUUUCCGGCUUAGCCCUCAGCUGCACACAGAGGUGAUGCUGGAUGAGGUGAAUGACACCGUGCUGGUGAACGCUCUCUGGGACACGCAGCUUUACAUCUACCAGCAGCGUGAGCAGUUUGAACAGCUGGUGCAACAUCUCUGCCGAUGACUUACCCUCAGGUUCCCAUCCUGCCUCCCCAUGGCAAGGGGCAGCAGACACUAAAAUGGCUCAGAUUUGCCCUUGAAUUAAGGUGUUGAGUAGGGGGAGGGACUACUACUACUACUACUAGGGAAUUAACUGUGUGUAAUAGAUGGCAGUGCACAUACUGGAGUGUAUUCUGCACCAAACCCAUGUAUUUCUGGACAGCUGUCAGAUGCUGAUGGUUACCUUUGUGCUGUACCCCACCCGUGCUACUGUGCUCGGUUUUGCUGCCCUGUUCUCAAACUACAGCCCUCCCCAGAAGCCAGAGCCCUCGCCUACCUGUUGUGAGCUGUAGCAGCAGGAGUCUGUCUCCUGUCUGUGCAGCACCACUACUGACAAAGCACUGUGCACCUUCUUCUACCACAGAAUGAGCCAAGGCCAGAUAAGGCUUCAGGGAUUAUUUGGGCCUCUGAGGCCCAGGUGUUUCAGAGUGUGUAAUACGGAGAAAAGGGUUUAUUCUUCCCUCAGCACACCCUGUUUGAAGGGGAGCAGAAAUGCUGCAGCUUUCUGAAGUAGAUAUGAUGCAGAAUGUUGUGACCUGCCUUGGGAGGAGGGGCUACCUUUCCAGUUGCCAGUUGUCUUCUGUAGCACCUUCCUCUUUCCCCUCUGAGAUGGGCUGGCAGCCCAGGGUUGGGGCAGACCCCCAGAGACUGUGUUGCUGUGCUUUCUGCUCAAGGGCUGAGACGUGAAAGCCUGUCUUGACUUAGAGCAAGCUCAAGAUGGACAACAGCCUUGGCUUGGUAGAGAAAUUGUUUCUCUUUGUUCUUAGUGUGGAACUGAAAUGCACUGAGAUCAGUUCCUGUCAAAGAAGCUGACCCAGUGACAACUAGGAUUUACUUUUUUCACUGCUAGAAAUCCCAUUAUGACUGCUCUACCACUCAGUGUUCCUGCAGUAAUUUUUGCAUAUGUAUGAAUAAAUUAUGUAUCUGUUUGGAGUUGUUUCGAGGAGUAAACUGAAAAACUGAAUUCUUCAUUGUGUCCUUUUUAUGGCAUGGACUGCUGCUGUGACCAGUGCUGCUAUGUAAAACUAAUAUCACCUGAAAUAAAGAGAGGUUUG